AUGAGUUCACUCUCACUAACUUCAGACUAUGUCAUGAGAGGACACCAUGGCUCCAAUGAAAACCACAACCUUUAUGCGAAUUAUGUCCUGCUCCAUGCUCAUUUGCAAUUUGACCAGAAUCAUGGACCUGGAAGAGCACAAUCUAUUAUCAGUUGCUCAGGAACUGCACAUAUCCGCUUCUUUCCUCAAACAGAGUCAUUUCCAAUUCCCACUGAUGAAGAUAUAAAUGGACCUCCAUCACAUGAUAUGAAUGGUCAAGUCAAUGUGACGGUGGAGGUAAUACAAGAAUCCGAUUUGGAGCCGAUACACAAUCAUAUAAAUGGAUUAAUUAAUGAUGACUCAUCCACUGAUUCUGAAUCACCACCCCCAUAUUUGUGUCAACAGUUACCAUCAAAUAUCAGUGACUCACCCCCAUCACCAUCUUCUACCAAUGCUACUAUUGCUUCGUCACUUUCUCCUGAUAAUUGCACACUCAUGCACCAUAAUCGCACACUCAUGCAUACUAUUUGCAAUGAUAGUCAAGAGGAUGAAAGGGAGAUUGAUUCCUCAUCGCCCCUUCAGCUAUCCCUCUCCACAACAAUAGGAGCAGAGCAUCAACCUUCCAUCAAUAUAUCAUCCGAUAUUACUCCUUAUCUUUGA
Molecule: messenger RNA, 639 nt
Organism: Serpula lacrymans var. lacrymans S7.9
Lineage: Eukaryota; Fungi; Basidiomycota; Agaricomycetes; Boletales; Serpulaceae
Exons: 1
Coding region: 1-639 (212 amino acids)
Source: RefSeq, a predicted model, not a curated record